Molecule: messenger RNA, 1217 nt
Organism: Penaeus indicus
Lineage: Eukaryota; Metazoa; Arthropoda; Malacostraca; Decapoda; Penaeidae
Product: von Willebrand factor D and EGF domain-containing protein-like
Exons: 8
Coding region: 87-908 (273 amino acids)
Biological process (GO): anatomical structure development
Cellular component (GO): cell surface; extracellular region
Molecular function (GO): signaling receptor binding
Source: RefSeq, a predicted model, not a curated record
CCACGAGGGUCUACAUGUACCAUAACCUAUCAGUGCCCCUGGCGUUAGAGUUAAAUCAGCUUCGGUAAAGGAGGGUGUUGCCCAAGAUGCUCCUGCUUCAUCUCAGCGUCCUGGCUCUGGUGGCGACCGCGUCCACAACCAGCUUGAGAACUCUCCAGCUUCGGCAGUUCAAUGCAAAUCAAGAUGUCUCUUACAGAUCCAGCAAUGCUCAAAGCCAAGGCAACAUGAACAAAUUUGAAAACUGUGACGAUGAUAUUGAAGACCUUCCAAACGGCGCCAUUUUUUGUGCUUUCUCUGGGUGCCGAAUGACCUGCGAUAAAGGCUACCAGGCCGAGGUGCGGGGUCGUGUCUACCUUGUCUGUGAUCAUAGCACAGGGAAACUGAUGCAUAAUGGACGGCCUUGGAGGGAAUCCGUGCCCAGAUGUGUUCCCAAGUGCGGGAAGCAGGGCUGUCUCAACGGGGGCGUGUGUGUGGCGCCCAAGCAGUGCCAGUGCCAGCUGGGCUUCACGGGAGCCAACUGCGAGAAGGAAGACCUGUUCAUGUUACCAGGGGAGUGCGACCCCCCUUGCGAGAACGGAGGCGAGUGCAUAAUUGACGGCGUCUGCAACUGCCCCAAGUACUUCUCGGGCCUCCUGUGCCAGUACCACCACUGCGACCUCCCACGCAAAGGCCUGUCGAACCACGAUCUUGCUGGAAACCUUUCUCAGCUGAAGAUCAUAUGCAACACAGGCUACAAAAUUUGGUCCCAUCUCUCUCAGCUAAGCAUCGUGUGUCAGAAUGCGAACUGGAUUAUUCCUCGCUUGGGUCCCAUGAGUGAAAACGAUGUCAAUUGCUACCCUGUGUGUAACCCUCCCUGUGCAUCUGGAAGCGUGUGCACGGAACCAGAUUUCUGCGAAUCCGAAAUCUAGAAGAGAAAAAAGUAAAUCAAAUACGGCGGGGAAGACCGUAGAGUUUAGAUGUAGGUAAACACAGGAAGAAGUGAUCUCUCGACCUCACUUUCAAAAGGGAGCAAAGAAUGAGUAAAACGAUGAAAUAAGAAGGUUGUGACAUAACGACAGGAAAUAUUAGAUAAUAAGACAAAGAAAGUGAAUAGAGAUGUAUUAGAUUAGUACUUACUUUUUAAUGCAAGGUCUUGUAGUGAAGUUCCGUGGAGUCGCCAAUGAAUGUGUUUCCGCGGAACAGAAGUAUCUUUAGAUCUUGAAUAAAAUGUAUCAGGA